Diaporthe amygdali is the source of this 1620-nucleotide messenger RNA. RefSeq lists its product as uncharacterized. The coding region runs from base 1 to 1620 and encodes 539 amino acids. The transcript has 5 exons. Gene Ontology annotation, molecular function: heme binding; monooxygenase activity; iron ion binding. Gene Ontology annotation, biological process: sterol metabolic process. Lineage: Eukaryota; Fungi; Ascomycota; Sordariomycetes; Diaporthales; Diaporthaceae. The record is from RefSeq and is a predicted model, not a curated record.
AUGGCUUCUCAGAUCAUCAUGGCCUCCAGCGUGCAGUCUGGACAGCCGCAGACGUUGUUAUCCAACACAACUUCGUGGCAAGAUGCUCUGGCGUGGCCGACUGUUACCGCGAGCUGGUCGACUUGGCAGUACAUCGUGACAUUUCUACUGGCACUGGUGAUUUUCGAUCAAGUAAUGUACAUCAAGCGAAAAGGACCCAUCGCUGGGCCGGCGUUCAAAAUCCCUCUCGUGGGCCCUUUUUUCCAAGCGAUUGAUCCGAAGUUCGAUGGAUAUCUUGCCCAGUGGGCCAGUGGACCUCUCAGCUGCGUUUCAGUCUUCCACAAGUUCGUCGUCCUCGUUUCCGAACGAGAUCUAGCCCACAAGGUCUUCAAGUCGCCCUCGUACGCUGAGCCAUGCCUAGUGCCGGUUGCAAAAGACCUUCUUGGCCACAAAGCAUGGGUAUUCCUUCAAGGGAAAGAGCAUGCUGAAUACCGGAGAGGAUUGACGCCACUGUUCACAAACAGGGCCUUGGGCACCUACUUUACAGUCCAGGAAAGAGUCCUGGCCGACUACUUCGAUGACUUCGUAGCCCUCAGCAAAGAGAAUGAGGGACGACCAAUGCCGUUCAUGGCCAAAUUUCGCGAGAUCAACUGCGCCAUGUCUUGUCGGACCUUUUUCGGCGAUUAUAUAUCCAAAUCUGUGGUAAAGAAGAUCGCCGACGACUUCUACCUUGCUACUGCAGCCAUGGACCUCGUCCAUGUUCCCCUGUCAAUGUACAUACCAGGUACCAAACAGUGGCGCGGGAAGCGCGUUUGCGAUGCCGUCCACGUCGAGUUCGCCAAAUGUGCGGCGGCCUGCAAGGCAAACAUGGCCACCGGAGCGAAACCCACCUGCACCGUGGAUUAUUGGGUGCUCCACAUGCUAGAGUCCAACAGAUAUCGUGAGAGAGUCGCCGCAGGGGAAACUAAUGUGGAGAAGCCGUCGAAUAUGAUUCGCGAAUUCACUAACCAAGAGAUCUCGGAGACUUUGUUUACUUUCCUCUUCGCAUCUCAGGACGCAGGCAGCAGCGCCACAACAUGGCUCUUCCAGAUCCUUGCUCAGCGACCCGACGUCCUCGACCGAUUGCGGCAGGAGAACCUGGACGCCCGAGGCGGUGACAAAAACAAGCCAUUUGAUCUCCCUAUGCUGGAGUCACUGACCUACACCAAUGCUGUUGUCAAGGAACUUCUCCGCCACAGGCCACCCGUCAUUUUCGUCCCCUACCUUGCGACCAGAGACUUCCCUGUCACGUCCAAUUACACCGUUCCCAAAGGUUCCAUGAUCAUUCCGUCCUGUUACCCUGCUUUACACGAUCCAGUGGACUAUCCCAACCCCAACGAGUUUGAUCCUGAGCGUUGGAUUUCUGGUGAUGCCGAGUCUAAAACCAAGAAUUGGCUCGUGUUUGGUGCUGGACCCCAUGAUUGUCUCGCGCGAAGAUACGUACCGCUCACUAUGGCAGGCAUGAUUGGCAAGGCAGCAUUGCAAAUGGAUUGGAAGCAUCAUGCUACCGAAAGGAUGAAUGUCCGCUGGUUUUCACAAAACGUGCUUGAGGGCGUUCUUCUCCGGCGUACUCACGAACAGGGUCGAUGUUCACUAAGGUAG